Laetiporus sulphureus 93-53 is the source of this 246-nucleotide messenger RNA. RefSeq names its product ribosomal protein L38e. The record is from RefSeq and is a predicted model, not a curated record. The coding region runs from base 1 to 246 and encodes 81 amino acids. Gene Ontology annotation, biological process: translation; protein-RNA complex assembly. Gene Ontology annotation, molecular function: structural constituent of ribosome. Lineage: Eukaryota; Fungi; Basidiomycota; Agaricomycetes; Polyporales; Laetiporaceae. The transcript has 4 exons. Gene Ontology annotation, cellular component: ribosome; cytosolic large ribosomal subunit.
AUGCCCAAGGAGAUCCGAGACAUCAAGGAGUUCCUCGACGUUGCCCGGAGAAAGGAUGCCCGUGAGGCGAGGAUUAAGAAGAUCGCGGUAGCGGGCGCGAAGACAAGGACAAAGUUCAAAAUUCGGUGCUCGCGCUACCUCUACACGCUCUCGCUGGAUGACUCUGAGAAGGCAAAGAAACUCCAGCAGAGCCUGCCACCAGGUCUCAACAUCGUUGAGAUCAAGAAGACGCCCAAAAAGAAGUAA